Messenger RNA from Jaculus jaculus (lesser Egyptian jerboa), 3195 nucleotides. It is a transcript of the gene Znf568, whose product is annotated as zinc finger protein 568. Gene Ontology annotation, cellular component: nucleus. The record is from RefSeq and is a predicted model, not a curated record. The transcript has 9 exons. Bases 299 to 2332 code for a protein of 677 amino acids. Gene Ontology annotation, molecular function: DNA-binding transcription repressor activity, RNA polymerase II-specific; RNA polymerase II transcription regulatory region sequence-specific DNA binding. NCBI's taxonomy places the organism in Eukaryota, Metazoa, Chordata, Mammalia, Rodentia, Dipodidae. Gene Ontology annotation, biological process: negative regulation of transcription by RNA polymerase II; regulation of cytokine production; regulation of immune system process.
GCGAGCCGAGCGUGCGUGUGCGCGCGCGCGGGUGCGCCGAGGGACUGUGGCCGACCGUGACGGGGUCAUGCUUCCACAUUAAUAAGACAGAUGUGCUGUGUGAGUCUAAAGAAGUCUGAGGAACAGGUAUCUAUCAUAGAAGAAGACCUUCUGACCUGAGACCUGCCCAGAAGCUGGAGAAGCCUGGGACACACUGGACUUUGGAGUUGCUGGACCUGCAGACUCUUGACAAUUUCUUCCCAGAGUUGGCAAGAUCUAAAGGACAUCUGACCCAGACAUUAGCAACAGCUGUGCCACAAUGGAGCAUUUGACCCAGAUGAUGGAAAGGAGAGCUUGGUGUUUGCAGGACUGUGAACUUUCUGAGGAAGAAGAGAACAUGACCAGGUCUUCUGUACAUAAAACAGUGACAUUCAAGGACGUGGCUGUGGAUCUAACCCAGGAGGAAUGGCACCAAAUGAAACUUGCUCAGAGGAACUUGUACCGAGAUGUGAUGCUGGAGAACUACAGCAACUUAGUCACAGUGGGCUGUCAAGUCACCAAACCAGAUGUGAUCUUUAAACUGGAACAAGAAGAGGAGCCAUGGGUGAUGGAGGAAGAAGUGUUUUGGAGGCACUCUGCAGAACCCAGAAGAAGAGGACAGGAAUAUGGUGCCUCUGAAGACGUGACUGAGGGUGUGGUGUUCAAAGACGUGGUGAUUUACUUCUCUCGAAAGGAGUGGGGAUGUUUACACCAUCCCCAGAGGAAUUUGUACCGAGAUGUAAUGUUGGAAAAUUACAACAACCUGAUCUCACUGGGUCUUGCUGAUGUUAAGCCAAGUGUGAUCUCCCUUUUGGAACAGGGGAAAGAUCCCUGGAUGGUUAUGAGGAAGGAAACACAAGAACUGCAUCCUGACUGGAAGCCCAAAAGAAGAGCUAAGAACUUACCUCCAAAGGACACUUACAAAAUUCAGUCAUUGCAACAGACAAUAACAAAAGAACAUAUGUGCUCUGACCUUGAGGCCACCAAGGCCCGGGGUAAGAGAGAAAUCACAUGCCAGUUGGAGCAACAGCAAGGGCACCAGAAGGAACACUUGAGCCAAGCUGUGGUAACUGCUAGAGAAAGGCCCACUUCCCUUCAAUGUGGUUCCCACAGAGAAGCUUGCCCUGGAGAGAAAUCCUGUGAAUGUAAGAAACCGGAGAAAACGCUCCAGUACCAGUCACGUUCCAUUCAACAUGAACAAAAUCGUGACAAGGAAAAAAGUACUGAAUGUGGACACUGUGGGAAAGUCUUUAGCACUAUGUCAGACUUGGUUAAGCAUCAGAGACUUCAUGAAAGUAAAAAUAGCAAUGGAAAUAAGAAAAGUGCCUUUACUCAUGGCUCUGAAAUUUCUAAACCUCAGAGCCCUCAUACUGGUGAGAAACAUCAUAAGUGUAAGGAGUGUGGGAAAGGCUUUCAUUCUACCUCACAACUCAGUCACCAUCAAAAGAUGCACUUAGGUGAGAAGCCCUACAAAUGUAAGGAAUGUGGGAAGGCUUUUCCAUCCACUGCACAACUGAAUCUGCAUCAGAGAGUUCAUACUGAUGAAAAGUACUUUGAAUGUAAGGAAUGUGGGAAGGCUUUCACACGCCCCUCCCACCUACUUCGCCAUCAGAGAAUCCACACUGGGGAGAAGCCACACAAGUGUCAGGAAUGCGGGAAGGCUUUCCGUUAUGACACACAGCUUAGUCUCCAUCAGCUCACUCAUACUGGGGAAAGACGCUAUGAAUGCAAGGAUUGUGCUAAUGUCUACACUUUUGCCUCACAGCUGAUCCUGCACCAGAGGGUUCACACUGGUGAGAAGCCCCAUAAGUGUAAGGAGUGUGGGAAGGGCUUUAUCUCUGAGUCACAUCUUCUUCGGCAUCAGAGCGUUCACACUGGCGAGAAACCUUACAAAUGUAAGGAAUGUGGGAAGGGCUUUCGUCGUGGCUCAGAACUUGCCCGACAUCAGAGAGCACAUGCUGGUGAUAAACCCUAUGAGUGUAAGGAGUGUGGAAAGGGCUUUACUUGCAGCACAGAGCUUGUUAGACACCAAAAAGUUCACACUGGUGAGAGACCUCAUAAAUGUAAGGAAUGUGGUAAGGCUUUUAUUCGGAGAUCAGAACUUACUCAUCACGAAAGAAGCCAUAGUGGUGAGAAACCCUAUGAGUGUAAGGAAUGUGGGAAGGCCUUUGGUCGUGGCUCAGAACUUAGUCGACACCAGAAAAUUCAUACUGGUGAGAAACCCUAUAAAUGUAAGCAAUGUGGGAAGGCCUUUAUUCGGGGUUCACACCUGACUCAACAUCAGAGAGUUCAUGCAGGACAGAGGAGUGAAUGAAGAAUUGUGGGAGGGUCAGAAUUUGACAUCAGUAAAUUCAUAUUGUUUUUAAAAGGCCUAUGAUUUUAAGGAAUGUAGAAUGGGAACUUAUAGGGUCUUUCAACAGCAUCAGAAAUCAUACUGGGGGAAAUAUGUUCUAAAAGAUGAGGGCCAGAAAUCCUCUGACAGACACUUGUUGGUGAUGAAAACCUUAUACAUGUUUGUGAUUGGGAGGGAUUUAUUUGUUUCAGAAUUUGCCAUCAAGCAUCCAGUUGGUGAAAAACUGGAAGCUUCCCUGAAUGUAAUGGAAGUAGAAAUGCCUUCCUGUGACUCAUAACCAAAUCAAAGGCAGAGGUAGGAGGACUGCUGGGAGUUGAAGGAUAGCCUGGGACUACUGAGUGAGUUCCAGGUCAGCCUGAGCUGGAGAGAGACUCUACCUUGAAAAACAAAACAAUAAACCAAAUCCACCUCAGGGUAUUUAUAGCAGAAAGACACUUAGGAAGGCAGUGAAUGUGUCAGAGAAAGUAGCCUUUGGUCCCUCUCUCAGGAUCAGGGUAACUAGUCCUCAGGGGAAGUGACUCACAUAUAUAGUAUAAACGCCACAUAUGUAACACCCAGUUUGCUUUAGUUUAUUCACCCUACUAUACUUGAAGCUAUGUUCAUGUUAAGAUACAGCACUACUUCCAUUCUACUCAGAGUAUCAAAAUAUUUGUGAGUUUGUUCUCCAAGUUAACUUGAACUGAAUCAGUAUGGGAAAGUAUUUACAUUUUAAAAAAUAUUUUAUUUUAUUUAUUUGACAGAGAAAGAAGGUGAGAGAGAGAAUGGGCACGCAAGGGCCUCCAGCCACUGCAAAUGAACUCCAGAUGUGUGCGCCCCCUUGUGCA